GGCGCCCCGUCAGUCCUGUUUCCUUCCCCCACCUCCGGCCACCGGAAGUGCCGAACUGGGGCCCCAAAGUGGGAGAGUCCCCGGCUCUUUGACAUGUGCCUCCUCGUCUCCGCAGUCCCCGGACAGAGCAGGUGGACGCAGGGAGAGUGGUACAAAUUUCGCGUAGGUGGAGCUGAGGUGGGCCUUGAAGAGGAACGGACCGGAAGUCGUGGUUGUCAUAGUUACCGAGGGGCCCGGCCUCUUCCCGGUUCUGUCCUCCCUACACUCCCACAAUGUUUUUAGGAGGCUAGGAAAACAGGACGAGGAAGUGCUGACGCACUGAGUCCUCACAAACCCAAGCAGAGGCUCUAACGAUUGUGUUGGUCAGUUGAUUUGGGAGAGGACCAGACCGGAAAUGGUAGUUUCCAUGGUAACCCGUGAGCUGGUUGCCUGGGAGAUGACCCCUUUUAGGUCUCUUUGAAUCCCUACUGUAGCGUCACUUGUAAGGCAGAUCUCAGAGAUCCUGGACUGUCUUCUGCCAUGAUUCCCGGGAAAUACCGCCCUGUUUCUGGCCGGGCUGCGAACAACGUGAACUGUGGGCUUCAUCUGGUUAUUCAAACAUCAUCACUUCCUGAAAAAAACAGAGUUGAAUUCAGGCUAAAUAGAGAAACACCACCAUUCCCUGGUCGACUCUUACAACAUGACCUUGAAAGAAACUACUCAAGUAGGCAAGGUAUUGUCAGUGAAUGGAAGAGUAAUAAAGCAUCUUGCUUCUCAUCCACUCCAAACGUGACAGAACUGUGUGGGCCGGAAAUGAAAACUACCAUGAGCUCCUUGUCAGCAUUUGGAGAUUCUUCCAUUCAGACAUCUUCAAAGUCCAGAAUCCGGCAGGGCUGUCGUAGUGCCGGCCCAAGUGUAUCUGGUGAUCACAUUAAUUUGGCGAGCUCAUCAAUGCCAUCAUUUCCUAUUCUCCAGCGUUCUUCUGAAGAGAAAAUUCUGUACUCAGACAGGUUGACUCUACAAAGGCAAAAGCUGACUGUAUGUCCGAUCAUCGAUGGGGAAGAACACCUUCGUUUGUUGAACUUUCAACACAAUUUUAUAACUCGGAUCCAAAAUAUUUCUAAUCUACAGAGGCUAAUAUUCUUGGAUUUAUAUGAUAACCAGAUUGAAGAAAUUAGUGGGCUUUCUACUUUGAGAUCCCUCCGUGUCCUUCUGUUGGGGAAAAACAGAAUCAAGAAAAUCUCAAAUCUGGAGAAUCUAAAAAGCUUAGAUGUCUUGGACCUUCAUGGAAAUCAGAUUACCAAGAUUGAAAAUGUCAAUCAUUUGUGUGAUUUGAGAGUUUUAAAUCUUGCCAGGAACCUUUUAAGUCACAUUGAUAACCUAAAUGGGCUGGAUUCCCUGACUGAACUUAAUCUGCGACACAAUCAAAUCACUGUUGUGAGAGAUGUGGAUAAUUUGCCCUGCCUCCAACGUCUGUUUCUCAGCUUCAACAAUAUAUCUACUUUCGAGAGUGUUUGCUGCCUUGCCGACUCUCCCUCUCUCUCAGACGUCACUUUUGAUGGCAAUCCAAUAGCUCAAGAGUCAUGGUACAAACACACUAUCCUUCAGAAUAUGAUGCAGCUGCGCCAACUAGAUAUGAAGAGAAUCACAGAGAAGAAAAGGUUAACAAUUAACAACGUAGCUCGAAAGUGGGACUUGCAACAACACCGAGUAACCAAUAUCACUACAAAUCAAAAUAGAAAAGAGUUUGACUCUCCUCAGGACCCCUGUCAGAUGGAUGGAAGCACCAUCUCUGCAUUUCCAGAGGAAACAGGGUCUCUGGACUCAGGACUCGCCAGUGUGACAGACACACACCUUGUUGAAGUGGAUGGGGACACACUUGCCCUGUAUGGCUCAGGAGCCCUGGAAUCUUUAGAUCGGAAUUGGAGUGUUCAAACAGCAGGAAUGGUGACAACCGUGUCCUUCGCUUUCAUAGAAUUUGAUGAAAUCGUCCAAGUGCUUCCCAAAUUGAAGAUUAAGUUUCCUAAUUCUCUGCACCUUAAAUUCAAGGAAACAAAUCUUGUAAUGCUGCAGCAAUUUAAUGCACUGGCACAACUCCGUCGCAUUGACCAGUUGACAAUCGAUCCUCAAGGAAAUCCAGUUGUCAAUUUUACACUCUGGAAAUACUAUGUACUGUUUAGGCUGAGCCAUUUUAGUAUGCAGAAAAUAAAUGGGACAGAGGUAACACAGAAUGAUAUGGUAAUGGCUGAAAGACUCUUUGGAAUCCUAGCACAUGUAGCAUCUUCUGAGUUACCCCAGUACCGUCUGAUUUCAAUUCUAGGUGAUGCCAGGAAGAAGCAAUUCCAGUAUCUGCUAGACACCAAAGCGAAGAAACCUGGUGUUGUCAAUGAAGAAAAUGAUAGCAAAAGGCUUGCAGGAGAAAACACAAAUCAUGCUACACUAAAUUAUACCACAAGAGACUUUUAUAAUGAAAAGCUAGAGGAAAUAAAGGAAAAAAAGAGAUUCUGCAAGAUGUUUAUUGAAGACCUUGUGAAGGAAGCCACAGAAAUCAACAGGAAGAACGAGGCUUUACAGAAGCUUUGGCCGCAGAUGUUCAUUGAGCUUGUUAGGGACGCCGUCAUGGAAAUCCGCAAUAAAGAUUCCUAUAUGAAGCUUUGCCUACAGCAGAUAACUGACCAAAAAUAGGACUGAGUUUUAGUUUCAGUUGAUUAUAGUGGUUUUGUGUUUUUAAAGGUUGGAAAUACGUAGGUUAAGCAUGUUAAAACAGCACUGUCCUACAAACUAGAAAGACUAGAAUCAGAGCAUCAUUGCCUACAGUUCUUGUAGUCCAAGGUAGGGGAACAAGGAGAGAAGUGGGAGGAAGGGGGCCCUCAUUUCCUGCAGACGCUGCCCAGCCGGCCUUUGGGAGCUGAGCGGUGUUGAGAGAAAGCUCAGACCUGGCGCCGGCGCUGCAGCCUCGCGCGGGCUUUGCUGGGAGCCUCUGCUACAGCCCAAAGCCCGCGCUGUUUGCUCCUGGUUCCGCAGGAGCUGCUUCUACCGACUUGCAGCUGAUAAUAUCCAGUUAUUUGCCUUUUUACUUUAUGCCAUGAUUGCAAAGCCAAAAAUAUGUCCUUUUUAUGAGUGAAGACUAAACUUACUAAUAAAUUAGUAAAAAAAAAGCAUA
Molecule: messenger RNA, 3142 nt
Organism: Manis javanica (Malayan pangolin)
Lineage: Eukaryota; Metazoa; Chordata; Mammalia; Pholidota; Manidae
Source: RefSeq, a predicted model, not a curated record